This is a messenger RNA of Drosophila ananassae, 3853 nucleotides long. RefSeq names its product excitatory amino acid transporter 1 (gene Eaat1). NCBI's taxonomy places the organism in Eukaryota, Metazoa, Arthropoda, Insecta, Diptera, Drosophilidae. Gene Ontology annotation, cellular component: plasma membrane. Gene Ontology annotation, molecular function: glutamate:sodium symporter activity; L-glutamate transmembrane transporter activity; neutral L-amino acid transmembrane transporter activity. Gene Ontology annotation, biological process: L-glutamate transmembrane transport. The transcript is spliced from 11 exons. Bases 1224 to 2663 code for a protein of 479 amino acids. The record is from RefSeq and is a predicted model, not a curated record.
GGAUCAAAGGCAGCUAGCUGCAGCUGGGCUGCUGAUUUUUAUUACUAUAUUUCUGCUGCGGAUAUUUAUUAUGGGCGAAUAUGAAACCGGAAAUGCUCAACUAACAUUCUUUCGGCCAGCUAAGUCCUAAGUCUUGCCCACUUUCUUGUCGUGCCUAUUGUAUUCCGGGGUUCUACAUUCAAUCAAGUUCAAGUAGUCCAUGGUUAGGGCCAUUGUUCGGCAUUAUUAUUUCGGGGUGGUUUGUGGCGAUCUUUGACACAAUUUAAAUGCACAAACUUGACCCACUUAUCCGGUAAGUUGGUGCUAUGUCGUAAUAAACCAGAUCUGGAGAUAAACUUGCUUUCUUUUGUAGCGGAAAGCGGAGUGGGCAGCCUUGUGGCAGGCGGCACACCCCUGAUUGGCAUUAGCAACAAAAUGAGGAUGAUCAGAGAGAAUCGUUACAGAAUGCAGCGUCUAAUGAGGAGGAUGCAGUUUUAAGUAGGACCCAAGAAGCUGCCUAUAAUGAGCUCCUUUCACUGCACUCCUGGAUAGCUGUGGAAAGGAAAGCGAAACAAGGCGCGAUAAAUUACGCGGCCUACACUGCGUAUGCGUUACGUGAGAUGCGGUGAGAGCAGCGCAGUCGGCUGACAGCAGCCACCAGCUAGCAGAGGCUGAAAAGCCGCGGCAGCGCCAGCUGCUUUUGAUGAAUGAAAGUCAACCCCCCCGCACACACAAACACACACUCGCCGAACACUCGCACCCGCUGAGACGGAUGCCGAAGUCGGCGUCGCUGCCGCUGAACAAUUUGCGCGGUAGCUGACUAUAUUCGAAUUUGAUUUCGAUUUAGUUUUAGUACUGUUUUGCAAACCGACGAGUCAGGUUCUACAGCAUUGCCAGCAGGGCUGACUAGACCAGAUCGGUGUGAGUGAUAUACAUAUAGUAGUCCCACGAUCGCCGCGUCUCGUGCUCGAGACAUCGAGUCUCCCGAUCCAACUCGAUCCGAUUCGACUUAAUCCUCCCCCUAAAAAGGGUUUUUCAAAAGCUGUCGCCCAGCCUGCGGCAAAUGUGAAUACUUUUUAAAGUGACUUAAUUGGGUAAUCGCUGCUUGAAGGGAACCUUUGGCAUAGGUUUUUAUAUCUGGCAUAGGAUUGGCUAGGACGGACGCCACGACUGCGUAAGGAGGGCAACCAGCAGUAUCCAGGGUUGCAUAACCCUAGCCCCAGAAAAGUCAAAGGACCGCAGCCAUGACGCGACCCAAGCAGGAUGAGAGCAAGUUCAAGGCCUUCAUGCAGGAGAACGUCCUCACCAUGGCCACCGUUAUUGGUGUCUUUGUGGGCGGACUCGUCGGAUUCAUCAUCAAGAACAGCACAGGGGAGUGGACAAAGCGUGAGAUCAUGUACAUAUCCUUUCCCGGAGAGAUCUUCUUGAGAAUGCUGAAGUGCUUGAUUGUGCCUUUGUUGGUGUCGUCAAUUACCAGUGCCAUUGGUGGCCUGGACUUGAGUAUGUCCAGCAAAAUUGCCACCAGAGCCAUCACAUACUACUUUGUGACUACCAUAUCGGCUGUCAUUCUGGGCAUUUGUCUAGUGACCACACUGCGUCCCGGACAGGGAGCCAAGAUCGUGGAAACCCAGACUGAGAGCAUCGACAAGGCCUCCAAGGUGCUAACCCCCGACACCCUAAUGGAUCUGGUCCGAAACAUGUUCACGGACAACAUAAUUCAGUCAACCAUGUUCCAGCACCGCACUGAGAUCUAUGAAAACACCACCAUUAGCCCAGCACAGCCCAUGGAAAACUGGGAAUUCAAGUCGGCUCAACGCGAGGGUUCGAACGUCUUGGGUCUGGUCAUGUUCAGUGUCAUCCUAGGCACCACUAUUGGCCGAAUGCGAGAAAAGGGUCAACUGCUCCAGGACUUCUUUACCACCUUGAGCGAGGCUAUGAUGACCAUCACUUCCUGGGUGAUCUGGAUUUCUCCCCUUGGCGUGGGCUUUUUAAUUGCCGCCAAAAUUAUUGAAAUGGAAUCGAUAGCAGCAACCAUACAGUCCUUGGGAUGGUAUUUCAUCACGGUCAUGAUCGGUCUUUUCCUGCAUGGUUUUGGCACCAUUGCCGUGAUUUUCUUCCUGGGAACUCGACGUCUGCCUUACAGCUUCAUUGCCAAACUGAGUCAAGUCUUAGCCACAGCCUUCGGAACUGGAUCCAGCUCGGCCACCAUGCCCCUGACCAUCAAGUGUCUGGACAGCAUGGGCAUCGAUCCGCGAGUCACUCGCUUCGUCAUUCCAGUCGGUGCCACCAUUAACAUGGACGGAACCGCACUCUACGAGGCCGUGGCUGCCCUUUUCAUUGCCCAGUACCGUGAGAUGAGCUACUCCUUUGGCACCAUUGUGGCCGUCAGCAUAACAGCCACCGCGGCAUCGAUCGGAGCCGCCGGAAUCCCCCAAGCGGGUCUUGUCACCAUGGUCAUGGUGUUGGACACAGUUGGUCUGGAGCCAAAGGAUGUAUCCCUCAUCAUUGCUGUGGAUUGGUUACUCGAUCGCUUCCGUACCACCAUCAAUGUUAUGUGCGAUGCCUUGGGCACAAUUUUGGUUAAUCAUCUGUCGAAGAACGAUCUGGCCAGUGUAGACAGGCUGAGUGCCGAGCCCCAUGAGCUCCUCGAGCUGGGGACCAAUGGCCACGAGAUGAAGGAAUGAAGGCAGUCUUCGCUUGGCGCCUAUAACCGCAAACGAUGAGUGGACAUGGCCCGGCUGUGGGCAUGUUUCCACAUCCUCCCCAGCAACGACAGCGACAGUGAUGACUACGACGACGAUGACGUGGAGUUUUAAGUGGGUCAUUGCUGAACAGGACACAGGCUGGGGCGGAUGCAUCACGUUUGUUUGCGGAUAAUUAUGGGUGACCAAGUCGCAUCUAAUUUCCAGAUUGAUUAAUUUGAAGCAGAUACCGUGGCACGGGGCCAGGGGGCUGCCAGAGUACAAGUACUAAGCCAGCAACGAAUUUAAGUGACAUAUUCGUUAACUAGUUUGUUUUUCACAAGAAUAAAUUAAAUCGAGACAGCAGCAAGCACAGAAUAUAUGAGUUAAGAUCGAAAACAAAAGAACAUUUAUCGUCUAAAUUAGAGAUACUAUCAUGGUGUAAAUAAUUUUUAAAUAUAAUUAAAUUGAGUUCAAAUUUGCAUUACAUUCUCCCAUAUGAUUAGUAUUAACAGCGAAACGACUCAAAAAUUAAGUCAAAGCAAGCAAAGCUAAGAAAUCGCAUUUUGUAGGUCGCAAAUUGUUGAGAUCCAAUGAAUCGUAACUAGUAUUUCUUAAUCGUUAUUCUACAUACAGUGUUCUGACUUAGCGAAUCCAAACAAUUCAAUUCAAAAAACAAAAGGACGAAUAGAAAACUAGCAAAAGCCAAUAAAUUUCUAAUAAGUACCAUACAAGCCAAAAAAAAAUUAAACCGAAUCAGAAUUUCUAAUGCCGUUACAAGUUCGUGUUCAUAGUUGAGCUUUGUAAAUACUUAAUAGCUUAAGUAUACAUACAUAAAUCUUUAUGGAAAAUAUUUAUAUUUAAAGCGUGGAAAACAAAUUCUUGAAUGACAAUAAUAGGGCGCUGCAAUAAUCAGACAGCCAUUCAAUUUAUAUACGUAACACAUUAUUUAUUACAUUUAUGCAACCAAAAAAAACUUAAAUUAGGUCAUAUUGGUAGCAAAAGCCAAAAAAAAAUAAAAUAUUACAAUACAAAAGCCAUAAGAUUAUUAAAGUGUUUGCCAUGCUUUCUGCAAAACUAAAGUUUGACGAAGAACCGAAGAAUUGUUUAGGUUACGAAUCAUCUAAAAAUGUUUGUAGUUGUGUGUAGUCUAAAUAUAUGUUUACUAAUAAAACUUUAUGAAUAUUACGAGA